Osmia bicornis bicornis is the source of this 923-nucleotide messenger RNA. RefSeq names its product AN1-type zinc finger and UBX domain-containing protein DDB_G0268260-like. The record is from RefSeq and is a predicted model, not a curated record. Bases 37 to 855 code for a protein of 272 amino acids. NCBI's taxonomy places the organism in Eukaryota, Metazoa, Arthropoda, Insecta, Hymenoptera, Megachilidae. The transcript is spliced from 4 exons.
UUAUAAUUGUAACAAUUUAAUAAUUGUUAAAAAAUCAUGACUUCUUCGGAUUGUAAAAAACAUUAUUUACGUUUAAGCGAAUAUAAAAAUAAGAAUGUAGAACUGAAAGUUAUGAAAAAUAUUUUAAAUACAAAAGAUAGCAUACUUCAACACAAAAAAAGAAUGCUAAAGGAAAAAUAUGAGGAAUUGGAUAAUGUAAAUUAUAAUGUUUGGGAUACAGAAGAUAAGUUUUGUAAUGAAAUGUGGAAUUUUUCUUUAGAACAUAAUUUUGCAUUUUUUAAUCAAUAUCCUGAUAUUAUGGAAAGUGAUAAAAAUCAUAAAUGUAAAUAUAGCAGUAUACUUAAUGAAAAUGUAAAAGAAACUGAUAUACAAAAGGAAACCAUACUUGCAAAACUAAAAUAUGAAAUUGAUGUUAUAAAUAAUGAAAUAACAUUUAUUUGCAAUAAAAAUACUGAGCAGGAUAUAGAGAAAUGUAAAUUUACUUUGAAUAAUUUAAAAUUAUUUACAGAAGAAAUAUUAGAAGUUCUAAGAUUAAUAAACACUUCAGAAAAUUUACUGAAUAUAUCCAACAUAUCUGCACACAAAGUGCCAAAUAAAUGUAUGAAUAAAGAAUUUAUAAGUGCAAAAAAAUUAUUCAAAAAGUCUACUUUUCAUACUGGUAUAUUUGUUGGAAAAAAAAUGACAACUAUUUCAAAUACAGUAAUUGAAAGGUCUAAAGUAGGAUACAAUAAUAAUAAUAAUAAUAACAAUAAUAACAAUAAUAACAAUGGUUCCAAAGAUAAUAGUAUUGUAAGAUUUGGCAAAUUCAUUAUGAAAAAACAAAGUGUUAUUUCUUUAAAACAUCAAAAAUCCUAGGAUAAUUAAAAAUACAAUCAUACUGCAUAUAUGUAUUUAUAAAGGUAAUUCAUUUUUUUAUGUUUCGU